GAAAAUAACCAUAACAACUGUAUACAUUUUUAUACGUUUGAAAUACAAAGUGCUUGAAGAUUGUUUACAUCGUGCAGAGAGUAAAUGGGUUCAUUCGUUAAUGGCAAUACAAAUUAUACUUAAUUAGCAACGAGACACGACAGAUGCUCUAGUCAAGUUUUUUUUUCAGUCUCUGGAUAGCUAAGUUUUAUACAUCGAAACACAAGGUUUAAAAAGUAACUCAAAAUGAGUCGGCUAUAUGACACCGUCGAGCCUGCUGUCAUUGACGAGGAAAUGCUCAAAAAGGCUGUAGAGGAACAGGGACCCAAAGAGGAAGCUGGGAAAAUAGCAAAGCAAGAGGGCAUUGACUUUGGAGAUGUUUUAUCUCUACGACUUGACUUUCUUAAUAUUUUGAAAAUUGAUAACCUAUGGGAAUUCACCAAACUAACAAAAUUACAAUUGGACAACAAUAUUAUUGAAAAGAUUGAAGGCUUGGAAAGUUUGGUAAACUUGGUUUGGCUAGAUUUGUCCUUCAACAACAUAGAAGUCAUUGAUAACCUUGAUUCACUGACCAAACUGGAGGACUUAACACUGUACAGUAACAGAAUUUCUACCAUAGAAAACAUGGACUCCCUCCUCAACCUUCACGUCCUCUCACUGGGCAGAAACCAACUCACAGACUUAGAAAAUUUGCGAUAUUUAAGGAGAUUCAAAAACCUGAAGACCCUCAAUUUAUCAGACAAUCCCUUCUGCAAACAAGAUGAAUACAAACAAUAUGUGAUUGCAUUUUUGUCUAACCUAGAGUUUUUGGAUUACAGACUUGUAGAUCAGCAAUCUAGAGAUGCUGCCAUAGAAAAAUACCAGGUAUCUAGGGAUGAGAUGCUUCAUAAUGAAAAGCAGGCAGAAAUCAAGAAAGAGGAUGAGACAAAACGACAACAAGAACUGGAGAAACACAAGAAUGCCUAUGUAGAACUGAUGAAUGGACCAGAUCUCUUUGAACAAAUGUAUGCUGAGGAUAAGGAGGGUCAAAAACUGAAUGAGAUGCCCGGUCUAGAAGAUCAACUCCACAGCUUCAAAGAGAAGUUCAUGCAGAUCUGUACCCAGAUCUUUGACUUUGGUAUCGCUGAGCACGAGAAGCGUGAGGAGGAGGUCAAGAGUUUCUGGGAGUGUGUGGAGGAAGCUAAACAGGACAACAAGAGGCUGGGCAUGGUUCACAUCGAUGAGUUCACAGAGACAAAGAAAAGGAUGUUACUAGAGAUGUCCCAGAUGAGUGAUCACAAGAUGGUCGAGCAGUAUGCCCGGGAUUACAAUGACAAGAUUCAGGUGCUGUGGGACAAGCUGAUGGGACUGGAACUACAGCUUGUGGACCAACUGGAGGAAGUAAUCAAGGAGUUUGAGAGGAAUAUGCAGGACAUGGUUGGCACAUUCGUAGAAAAUGUCCAAGCACUUCUCUCCCAAUGUCGAGACUUGGAAAAUAAUCAUCACGAAAAAAUGAUGGAAAUUGCAAUUGUCACUCUGGAAAAGGUCAUAAAAAAUGAGCUGGAUGAUGAAAUAUCUGAUGACCUAAAAAUGUUACUUGUGGACAAAGAUACAAUCAUCAAUGCAGUGUCUUCAUCACACGAUGUGCAUCUCCUAAAGAUUGACAACAAAGAGGAUGAUAUUGUCACCCGCAUUAAUCAGUCCCUCAAGAAUUUAAUAGAACAGAUUCACCAGGACGAGGAAAUCACACGCAACAGGAUGCGAGUGUCUGAAAUCAACAAUCUAAUUGACCAUUUACGAGAGGAGAUGGAUAAUUUGGAGGUCAUGCAAAACUAGUGCACGUGUGCCGAAAAGCACGACUCUGUGGACAGAUUAUUGUGAUCCCAGUAAAACAAUGUUGAACUUGUCUGUUAAGACUGAAUGGACCUCUGUAAUUACAGUGUAUGUCUGACCAGAUGGAUGUUAUAACUAUAAGUGACUAUGUGGAAGGAAAAUUUCAGAGACUGAAAUUAUUAUUAUUUGAACAUGCUUCAUUGCACUGAGAUGAAACUGUGAUAAUAUAAGCAAAAUAAAGCAGAAAACUUCAAAA
Messenger RNA from Magallana angulata, 2047 nucleotides. RefSeq names its product dynein regulatory complex subunit 3-like. The transcript is spliced from 11 exons. The coding region runs from base 226 to 1794 and encodes 522 amino acids. Gene Ontology annotation, molecular function: protein binding. The record is from RefSeq and is a predicted model, not a curated record. NCBI's taxonomy places the organism in Eukaryota, Metazoa, Mollusca, Bivalvia, Ostreida, Ostreidae.